UUCCGGUUCCGCUGGGGCCGCAGUGAAAAAGAAAGAAGCGGCGCGGUGUAGCGCAGCGCAGAUGGCGGUAGUGACAGUAGGACGUAGAGUUAUUUGUGGGCGCUUUCUGAGUCAAGUAGCAGUGCGGGCAGGUUCUCUUUUGUGGUCUGCAUCUCGAACUCAAAGUUCACAAAGCACCUCAUCACAGCAAAAACUCCUUCCAAAAACGUCUUUGACUUCACCCCCAUGGCCUGAAAUCAAACUACCAGACCCACUAGAGGAGGCAAAACACCACAGAGAGCUUGUAGAAAAGGUGAAUGAGCUAAUUGCUGCUGGACAUUAUGGAAGGCUCUUUGCAGUUGUUCACUUUGCCAGCCGUCAGUGGAAAAUAACCAAUGAAGACUUGAUUUUAAUUGAAAACCACAUACCAGCUGAAUGUGGUGACAAAAUCCGAAUGGAAAAAGUAUUGUUGGUUGGGGCAGAUGACUUCACUCUACUUGGGAAGCCGCUUCUGGGAAAAGAUCUUGUCCGUGUAGAGGCUACUGUUCUUGAAAAGACAGAAGCUUGGCCAAGAAUUAAUAUCAAGUAUCGUCCAAAGUGCCGUUACCAGAGGAAGAAAAUUAUCAUUCAACCACAAACCGUUCUCCGGAUAAACACCAUCGAAAUUGCUCCUGUUCUAUCAUGAUGAGUUGCUUGGCAUGAGUUUGUUGUUGCAGCAGCUGUAGGGCAAUAUGAAAAUUGAAAAUGUUUCUGUUGUAUUUGAUUAUUGUCUAAUACAAGAAAAAAUAUAUUAUUAAAUGAAAUUGUUUUGUUCCGA
Molecule: messenger RNA, 796 nt
Organism: Hemicordylus capensis (graceful crag lizard)
Lineage: Eukaryota; Metazoa; Chordata; Lepidosauria; Squamata; Cordylidae
Gene: MRPL21
Product: mitochondrial ribosomal protein L21
Exons: 7
Coding region: 62-664 (200 amino acids)
Cellular component (GO): ribosome; mitochondrial large ribosomal subunit
Molecular function (GO): structural constituent of ribosome
Source: RefSeq, a predicted model, not a curated record